AUGGCUCGAUCAACGGGAGAAGGCGGGAGUGCCGCCAACGGUAAGAAGAAAGCGUCCGCUACCAAGAAACCUCGUGGGUCGUCGGCGAAGAAGGGUUCGCCUGCGCCCUCCAAGAGAAAAGCCGCGGGAGCGAAAGGGAAGGGGAGGAGGAGGGUGUCGGACGACCAGAUCGCCAAUCAGCUCAAGGCGAGGCUGAAGGAUGUUGUCGGCAGAUUCGAAGAGGCGUAUCCCGAGGGACUGGAUUUUGCGCCCAACUCCAACGACGCAGACUUCGCGUGAACCAGCAAACACAACACCAGGGUUCUGUUCGGAGCGGCUGCCCUUUCGUCUGCGAGGCGGGUGCUCGGCUCACUCUUCGCUGUCAUCUAUCGCGCAGGGGCAGCACCAAGAGUUUCGGGGUUGUUGGCGAAGAGCGCGAAGGAGGUUCGACGCCCAUGCAAAGGAAGGAAACAGCUUCCAGGGACAGUUCGCGAGAGAUACCGACUCUUCUCUUCUGCAAGGGAUGAAUCGCAAACCCAGAAUGAGGAGGCCGGCAUGACGCGUGGUGUCUGGGAUCGGAACCACCAAGCACAGCCCGUAGCCCCCGUUCCGCGGCGAAUUUUCUGGUGCGGAAUGAACGGUUCCGGUUCGGCGACAAGUUGCGGAUAGAUGACCCCACUUGUUGUCUGUUACCAGUACAACCGAGGAGGUUCUGGGUAGGCCGCCACCGUCACUGCCACCAUCUGGCCGAGCUUGGAGCUUGCAGCGAGAUAGACGGAAUUGAUUUUUUUUUUUCCGGAGGGACUGUAGCAGAACGAGGGCACCACUCUUCCAACUGUCGA
Molecule: messenger RNA, 821 nt
Organism: Ectocarpus siliculosus
Lineage: Eukaryota; Phaeophyceae; Ectocarpales; Ectocarpaceae
Source: the annotation of a GenBank genome assembly